This is a messenger RNA of Prunus dulcis (almond), 664 nucleotides long. Its product is annotated as early nodulin-93-like. The record is from RefSeq and is a predicted model, not a curated record. NCBI's taxonomy places the organism in Eukaryota, Viridiplantae, Streptophyta, Magnoliopsida, Rosales, Rosaceae. The transcript is spliced from 4 exons. The coding region runs from base 177 to 500 and encodes 107 amino acids.
AACUCUCUCACAACAUCUGUAGUCUCAACCAGCUCUGCACCUAAAUCCAUUAUAAAUAUCCACCCAAAUCUACCAUUUCCAAUUCAACCAAACUCUCAAAAGCCUUCUCACAUAUUCAUUUCUCUCUCUCUAACUUGUUCAGCUACCAGUUAUUCAUUUAUCUCUUACAAAUUACAAUGGCAAAAAAUGUGGCUCCUCAGUCUCCCUUUGAGAAGAACAGCCUGACCUCAAUUGAUCAGCUGGCCUUGGCUAAGCGCUGCUCUCAUGAGGGUGUGAAAGCAGGAGCUAAGGCAGCUGUGGUUGCUACCAUUGCCACUGCCAUUCCAACUAUGGCUAGUGUGAGAAUGCUACCUUGGGCAAGAGCCAAUCUCAAUCCCACUGCGCAGGCCCUCAUAAUCUCCACAGUGGCUGGAAUGGCAUAUUUCAUCGUGGCUGACAAGACUGUUUUGGCAACUGCAAGAAGGAACUCAUUCAAACAAGCUGCUAACCGUGAAGCAUGAGUUCAUCGCUAACCUGGGUUUAAGUUCCUGUUUUUGUUGGCCUGUGAAUCCAUCAUCUUGAUAAUAAAUAAAUUGAGAUGGAUUUUCAUUUCUAAUAGCACUAGAGCAAUGAUGUGUACUUAGUUAUCAGCUUUUAUAUGAACGCAAUAUUUCUUCCAUCUUAA